This is a messenger RNA of Dictyostelium discoideum AX4, 2388 nucleotides long. RefSeq lists its product as hypothetical. NCBI's taxonomy places the organism in Eukaryota, Evosea, Eumycetozoa, Dictyosteliales, Dictyosteliaceae. The coding region runs from base 1 to 2388 and encodes 795 amino acids. The record is from RefSeq and is a predicted model, not a curated record. The transcript has 2 exons.
AUGGUAAUUAAUCAGUGGAAUGAGCAAAAUAAUCAUUUGUCAUUUUUCCCAAAUGAAAUUAAUAAUGCAUUGGAAUUAUUAUGGAAUAAUAAUUUUAAAGAAGCAGAAAAAAUAUUUGAAAAACAUUCAAAAACCACACCUAGAUAUUCAUUACAUAAUGCAGAAACAUCAUUUUUAAAAUCAUUUAUAACAGCAAAUGAAAAUGAAACUGAAUUGGCAAUUAAAAAAUUAAAAGAAACUAAAGAAUUAUCAGAAAAGUGUAUAAAACAAUUUGAACAAAACAAAAUUCCACAAAAUUAUAAUUAUCAAUUUAAAAUCGUUAAUCAAAAAAAUGAUUUUAAAAAUCAUAUACUAGAUUGUAAAAUCAUAUUAGGUGAUUCAUUAUACAUGUUAGCAAUUUUACAAAUUUCAAGCGACCAAAAAUUUAAAGGUUGUCUAAAUUUAAGAUCAAGUUGGAAAGUUUUUGAAGAAACUUUAAAACAAAUUAAACAAGAAGAACAAUCAGAAUCAUCAUCAUCACCAUCACCAUCAUCAUUUAAAUAUUCGAAAGAUUUAUUAGAGUGUUUAAGAUUCGGUGUUGGUUUUUUCUAUUAUGCAACAUCUAUUAUACCUUCAAAAUAUUUAAAAUUAAUUGAAUUGGUUGGAUUUAAAUGUGAUAGAGAACAAGGAUUAAUUUAUAUAAGAGAUUGUUUAAAUAGUGGUGGAAUUAGAUCACAAUUUGCAACAAUGUUAAUUUUAUUUAAUAAUUUAAUACUACCAAGAGGUUUAUAUAAUCCAGUACAUCAAUUGAAUGAAGCUCAACAAUUAAUUGAAAAUAAUUUAGAAAAGUAUCCAAACAGUUCACUAUUUCAAGUAUUUGGUUCACAUUGUUAUAGAAAACAAAAUAAAAUUGAUUUAGGUAUACGUUGUUUAGAAUUUGCAAUUUCAUUUUACAAUUAUUCAAAUAAUAAUUAUAAUGAUAAUGAUGAUAAUAAUAAUCAUCAGCAGCAGCAAACUCCACAAGAUAAACAACCAUUGAUUUUUAAAUAUGAAUUAGCAUGUUGCUAUUGUAUUAAAAUGCAAUGGAAUAAAGCUAUUGAUAUAUUUGAAUUGUUAAUUAAGGAUGAGAAUAAAUUUCAAAUUCGUUCAUUAUGUGCUUUACAAUUAGCAAGUUGUUAUAUUAUGAAUGAUCAAUUUGAUAAAGGUAAAUUAAUGUUACAAACUAUAAUUAAACAUUUUUGUAAGAAAUCAAAUUCAAUUGAUUCAGUAAUUCAAAGACAAGCUCAAAGGUACCUUUUAAAUGGUGGUAAUUUCUCAGCAUUUGAAAUACUUUACAUUCGUAGAGACUUGGCUAAAAUGGAAAAGUCUAUAGCUUUAAAAACUAUUGAUCUUUUAAAUUUAUUAGCUAAAAAAUCAAAUGUUUUUCAAUUUAAUUUAAAUAAUAUUAUAAAUAAUAAUGAGCUUAUGAAUAAUAAUAAUAAUAAUAAUAAUAAUAAUAAUAAUAAUAAUAAUAAUAAUAAUAAUAAUAAUAAUAAUAAUAAUAAUAAUAUUAAUAAUAAUAAUAAUUCAACAACAUCAUUUUUUAAAUCUACAAUUUCAAAUUUAAUUAAAAAAAGAGAAAAUAUUAUAAAUCAAGAGAAUUUAAUAAAUGAUAGAGCAUCUUAUUUAAUGUUAAAAGGUGCAAUAUUUAAAAGUAUUGAUUUAAUUGAUCAAUCGAUGGAAUGUUUUGAAGAGGUUUUAGAAAUGCAACAAUAUAUCACUGAAAAGUUUUAUAUACCAUAUUCAUUAUAUGAAAUGAGUGAAAUUUAUUAUCAAAAGAGGGACAAAGAGAAAUCAAUAGAAUUCAUAUUAAAAUGUAAUAAAAUUUCAAAUUAUGAUUGGUCUGAUCCUUUAAAAAUUAGAUUAAGAGUAACUUUAGAUCAAUUAAAAAGAGAAGCUUAUGGUAAUGCUGAUGCUACAUAUGUUAGUGAUUGUGGUGCAAGUUGUGAAAAUGAUGGUGCUGGAAGAAAUCUAUCAGAUGAUGAUUUAUUUGUUGGUGAUUUUAAUGAUAGUGAUGAUGAUCAUAAUGAUAAUUAUGAUGAUGAUGAUGUUGAUGUUGAUCGUUAUGAAAAUUCUGAAAUCGAUAACACUAGUGUUGAUCAAGAAAAACAAUUAAAAAAUCAAGAAGAAGUAUUUCCAUUAAAUAAUAAUAGUAAUAGUAAUAAUAAUAAUAAUAAUUAUGAUAAUGAUAGUAGUCAAAAAAAACAACAACUUUUCCCUUCAAAUAAUUUUAAUUAUAAUGUUAAUAAUUAUUUAUCACCACAAUUUAAUUCAAAUAUUUCAUUGCCAUCACCAUCAAUUAUACAAGAAAUUAAUAGAGAAGAAUUUAUGGAAAAUAAAAAAUUAAUUGAAAGGGUAACAAUUAUUUAA